AUGUUUUGUUCUGGAGACAGGGAGAAAGGGCCUGUGGCCUUGGAGGAACAGUGGGAUUACAUUAACCUCGAUGACUUCAAAUCAGAGUCCUGUCUAUCCCCGUUCUCAUACUUCUUUCUCUACGUCUUCCUUCUUAUCUCCAUAGCCGUGUACGGAGUCGACACCUUUACCGCCGUCAAUCUUCUUGCUUUCUCACGAUGGGCGGGCCAAAUCGAGCCUGCGAUUCCUUUCAAAAUAUCGCGAUGGAUCUUCGCCGUUUGCAUCAUCAUCUCUUUCGCCCUCUUGAUCUACCGAUGGUUGCGCGCCAUUCGUGCAAUCCGCUCCGGGAGUAUCGCUCAGAGCUACCUCGACUCUCUCGCUGUGCGCGUUCAAAGUAUUCGAAUGGGAAGCAACGGUCGCGGUUGGAGGCGAUUCCUCGUGUUCGGCGAGUUAACCAAAAGUAAGAAGGGCGCUGAAUACGUCGCCCUCUUCGCAUACUUUGCUUUUGAAUCUUGGCUGAGCACUCUCUUUGCCGACGGCCCACGACAAGUCGUUAACGCUAUUACCCUAUACUCAGUGAUGCAAAUGGACCUUCUUCCCGGAGGCAGCAACACAACCGACGAGGGCGGGUCCGGAGCUUCGCAAUUCUUUGACAACAUGAAGGUGCUGGCGGAGGAUAACACCGAACGUGCGGUUGUCCUGAUCGGAAUGCUAUUUACCCUGGUCAUAUGGGUCUUGUCAAUGCUCAAAUUGAUCCUGGCUGUCGUACUCUACCUUAUCUUUCUCUUCCACCAUAUCCCUUCGGAGGAUGGGUCAUUGAAGGCUUAUUGCAAACGAAAAAUUAACAGCCGGCUUACUCGUAUUGUCCGGAGGAAAGUCAACAAAGCUUUGGCUAAAGGCGUGGCCUUGCAAGAUCGGAAACCGACCAAUCCAAACAUGGGUCUAGACAAACGGCCUACUCUUCCCUCACUGGGUGCUGGCGAUGAUGACAAGACACCUGUUGUCACCACGAUCUCGCGCACUACCACACAAACCACUCUCCCGGCUUACUCUUCACGUCCUGGGACAGCUGCUCCGGAUCGCAAUCCCACCUUGCCAGAUGUUGGCGCAUUCAAUGAUAAACCUGGAUUGAGCCGAACAAUGACCGAAUCUUCAGCAUAUUCCGAUGCGGCUUCGUUGUCAGGAAGCACCGCGGUGUCAGCAUACAGCCCACUGGAUCGACAUGGUACGCCGGCGCCACCAGUGCCACCAGUGCCACCACUUCCGAAGCACGGCCCUGCCCCGAUGCCACGCUCCCAGACUCCAAGGAUGCCACAGAAUUUUAACCAAGCGCCUGCGCAACCGGGAUACAAUAGUCCAUUGGAGCGGUCAUCACCGGCGCCAUCAAUGCCGCGCACCCAGACACCGAUGUCACGUUCAGACUUCACCCCAGCGCCUCGUCUGCCCGGGUACAGGCCAUUUGAAACAUACCAACCUCAACACGAUCCUUAUGGUCCUCCAUCCAGCACUCCUUUCUGUCCAUACAGUCCGGCAAUUGAUCCAAACUCUCGUUCUCUAACUCCCGCGUCUGCCUUCCCUGGUGAAAGAGCAGCAGCCCGAACAUUCUCACCCUUCAACCAGCCUGGCGCAGCUCCCUAUCCAGCUCAAGAAAACGAAUACCCGCUACGGUCGUUCAGUCCUGCUACUUCUAAUGGCCUUCGCUCUCAAGCCGCUGCCCCCGCCGACGCACUGGGCAGGACGUUCUCACCAGUCAAUGCAGCCAAUGGAGACGGCUAUGUGGCGUUUAGUCCUGUAGCCAAUGCUGCGACUGUCGAGAACCCGUUCGAGAACUCCAACCGGAAAGAAACAAGACCCUCAGAAGGGUACAGGGCCUUUAGUCCUUCCGUGAGAUUACCCGCUACACCCACACUCCCAAACAUCGCGCCAUAUCAACACAAUGGUCAAUCACCAUCAAGGACGAUGUCCCCUCAAGGCGAGACUUCAAACGUGAAGCCAUAUCGGCCGGAUUACAUCUAA
Molecule: messenger RNA, 1995 nt
Organism: Aspergillus neoniger CBS 115656
Lineage: Eukaryota; Fungi; Ascomycota; Eurotiomycetes; Eurotiales; Aspergillaceae
Exons: 5
Coding region: 1-1995 (664 amino acids)
Biological process (GO): potassium ion transmembrane transport
Cellular component (GO): plasma membrane
Molecular function (GO): potassium ion transmembrane transporter activity
Source: RefSeq, a predicted model, not a curated record